AUCGACGUCGUCACGGCGUGUUUCCCACCAAUUUGUCCCACUCUCACUUCGUCCACCAUCUCGACUGCAUAUAGCUCCAACACCUCUUCCACAAUCCAUACAUUCCAGAUUCGUUUGCCUCCCGUGAUUCGCCAUGUCUGCCGAUACCGCACCUACGCACUCCACCGGACAGUCUCCUGUCGUGCCACCCGCAGACCUCCGCCAUGUGACGUCUGCGUCAGCCCUUGCUAUCGACGGGGGACGGAGGAUCUCCCAGCACCUCCAGCCGACACCGAGGAAAGGCUCUCGCUCGCCCUCAUCCAUUCCCUCCAGCCCUACAUCUGUGCAUUCGUCCUCAUCGGCCAUAUUUGAGCGGGACAUCGAGCCCGCCCACCUCUCCCUUUCGCCGUCGCUCUCAGCCAAGAAAGACCCCCAUCGGAUGCCCCGCUCCAAAAACACGGAAACGAUCGAACAAUCUGUGCCCUCUGUGCUCGAUAGCGCAGCGUCGAUCCUCACUUCCAUCGUAUCGACGGAGGAAGGCGACUCGAUCGCCGUCGUCGCUCCAGCCCCCCUUCCUGCCGGCGGUCUUUUCGACCAGAAUACUCUGGGCCGUCGGACAAGCGGUUUCAUAUCUCCGAUCGGAUCGAGGUCGCGCAGUCCGAGCCCUAGUCUGAACGCGGGCAACGCGACUUCCCUACUACUGAGCAUCCCUCCGUCUUCCUCGCCGCCGGCUGCGACCAGUUCUCCGACGUCAUCCUCCCCACCGAAUUCCGCUCCUCCGACCGCGAGGCAGUUUUCCGAUCCGGCGGAGGGUGUGCUGGGAGCGACGAGACAGGCCCAGGCGAGCAAGCGGCUGUCGUUUGUGUCCUACACGGACCUACUCUCGUCCGUGCCGACUUCGACGCAGCCGCUCUCGGCGCUGACCUCGCCCUCCAACUUGCCGCAGCACAUCUCCGGCGUGUCCCUCGCGUCUGCGCCGGAGACGCUCGCGGGCUCCGCGCACGGAGGGAGCGGGGCCCCGUCGCUGCGGAAUUUCGUGUUCGGUGUGGACGAGGACCGCACGAUUGAUGAUGUCGGUGGGGAGUGGGAGCGGCAGGGGCUCGGCAAGGGUCUGGAGGAGCGGCUGGAGGCGCUGCAGAGUCUGGGAAUGGCGUGAAACAGUGAAUUUGUAUUUUUACCAUGCCUCUAUGUGGCCUGCUCUCAUGAUAAUGUCUGUCCCAUGCGGCUGUCUACUACUAUGAUCUCUCUACUUGCUAUCUUACUUACCCGUAACGAACAAUCAAGGCCUUCUCUCCUCGCUACUAAGUACGAUGUCAUAGAGAAAUCGUGCAAUCUGCAAUCCGGCUGUCAGUGCGUAGACUUGGACCAGUCUCCAGUAACAUCAGUGCAAUAGCCCCAAAAGGAAACGCAAUCAUCCUCCCCGUUGCCCUGGACCAGACAUGGGUCUAGUCCCACUGGCAUCCCCGCUAUAGAGGAUCUUUCACAUAUGUACACACACACAGCAAAGAUUGAUCUCAUCCUAUGCGCAACAAUCUUCGAGUCACUAAUCCUCGCGCCUCCGAAAAUAUGCCUGACUCACCCCAUUGCCUUAUCGAACGUCGAGCACGAUCCAUGUAAUCUUCAGCUAUAAAUCUGUCUAUGCAUCCGAAAGCGGAAUCGCACCGCCCGAGCUUCAUCUGAACACUGAUACAUGGCCGCCCCCGCACUGAACAUCGCACACUUGCAGACGCUGCUGGAUGACUGGGAUAAGGAGCAACCGCAGCCGCAGACACACGCCGCGUUCGGUGUACCCCUGGAGCAAGUUCGGUGCGCGCCGCGGGACGCGCUGAAGGACGUCGUGGUCGCGUUCCGCACGCGUCCGCCGCUGCCAAACGAGGCUGCCGAGAAGUUCCGCGCCGAAAGCGAGUUCUGUAGGGGCAUCACUGCGGCGGGCGCGCAGCCGGGCGUGUUUGUCGCGCACGUUCCGAGCACGAAGUGGAAUGGCGUGACGCUCUCGCAUAAGACGUACAACGCUGAUCUGGCGUUCGGUUCCGCAGUCGACAACGAGGAGGUGUAUCAGCGGGCGGUUGUGGCCAACGACGUCCUGUCCAUGGCCCUUUCCGGCGGUGUCGGUUGUGUACUUGCUUAUGGGCAGACUGGGAGCGGCAAGACGCAUACGAUGGAAGGCCUGGAGCACAGGAUCGCGAGAGACCUCUUUGAGGAAGCGCGUGUUCUCGGGAAGCGGCUGGCUGAGGCGCAUGCUGGAGAGGUCCCGGACGAGAUCUUCGAGUUUCGCGUCACCUUCCUGGAGCUUCUGGGCAAGCGAGCGAGUGAUUUGCUUGAAGUGACGACCGAGGACGAGAAUGCCGUCAGAAGUGAGGUUGCAGUGCGGGAAGAUACUGUGGGAAAUGUCAGACCAGCGUUGGUUUCGACCGCCGUGGGUUCUUCAGAGGAACUGGAGAAUCUCAUCAACAAGGCGCUCUCACAUCGACGAACCAGUGCGACUCUGCGCAACGCUAAGAGCAGUCGGAGUCACGCCGUCCUGACCAUUUCGAUCAAGAACGUGUUACUCCCUUUUAGCGCUGAGGGUCAGCUCAUCCUGGUCGACCUCGCGGGAAGCGAACGUUACGAAGAUUCCAAAGAACACGAUAAGCAGCGGAUGAAUGAAGUGCGGGAGAAUAACUCCAGUUUGAUGAAUCUCAAAGAGUGUGUGCGAGCCAAAGCUCGCAUGUCAGCCGACGAAGGAUUUGUGCAUGUUCCCUGGCGCACGAACAAGCUGACCAUGUUGCUCAAGCCCAUUUUCGAUAUUGAAUCGCGACAGCCAUCGAGAGCGAUUAUCAUUGCUCAUGUCUCGCCUCAUAUUCAGGACAGCAUUCAUUCCACCAACACACUAUCCUACGCUGCACCCUUCAUGACAGCCUUACCCAAGGCCAAAGGGCCUGCGCCAUACGACGUGUCGGAUCCCAGAACAUGGGAUCACGAACAAACCGUCACGUGGCUGACCAGGCAGUUUGCGAAACCCGCACUUGCCAGUCGUCUUGCCACAUGGAAAGUCAAGGAGAAAGCAGCGAUACUAGCUGGUAAGAAACUGAAGCCACUCGAGCCACUGGCUUCAGAAGAUGUAGACAUCGGCGUGGAUGUUCUCCAGAUCUGUCCAGUGGGAUCGACCGCGAACAAUGUCGGGGCCUUGUAUGCCGCAGAAUUUGUUGAACGGUGCCUCCAGGCUCGGACGCGCCCAACCGUGGGUGGGGGUCAGGCUGCCUUUUCCAAGAUGGCCAUCGAGGUCUCUGGAGAGCUGUCGUACCUUUUCAUGAAAGCCAAGACGAGGACUCGUAAUGAGCUCAUGAAGACCCGAAAGACUUGGAAUGCAAAGGAAAUUUACAGUUGAACCUGAUAUGAAACGGGGACGUACUCGCUUAGUUCCAUGUAAGUAGUAUGAAAAUUAGAAUCUUUCGGAAUAAACCAAUGCAGAAAUCUCGUUGUGCGGGUACGAUGCAGGUCCCUUGUUCAUUGUUCAUGCUCUGCGAUAUCACCAUGAAUUUCAUCCAGGUUCUGACGGUCGCAUGGACGUCGUUCUUUUCAAAGACACGGAGACUCUCUGCGUAUUUGCACAUUCAACUCAACGGUGAUCAUUAUCGUUCACCCUUCGGCCUGAAGCAGCAGUUCAUGGUUCAUGGAUAUGUGAACACUGUAAAACUACAGUAUAAAUUAGCUAUCUAUGCCUUACUUGCGGAUGUCACUGCAGUGAAGCUAUGGCUCCGCUAAUAGUAACAAGACAAGGAUGACGCGAAAUGUUUUCUUCACACAAUAGAAGACAUUACAGUCGGCGCCAUCAGUCAGCGCAAUCUGGUUGAUAUGAGUCAGGUCACGUGGUCAACGACGGGAAAUGACAGUUCAAAGCCU
Molecule: messenger RNA, 3861 nt
Organism: Mycena citricolor
Lineage: Eukaryota; Fungi; Basidiomycota; Agaricomycetes; Agaricales; Mycenaceae
Source: the annotation of a GenBank genome assembly